Penicillium verhagenii is the source of this 465-nucleotide messenger RNA. Its product is annotated as putative ubiquitin conjugating enzyme (UbcB). The record is from RefSeq and is a predicted model, not a curated record. The transcript is spliced from 3 exons. Lineage: Eukaryota; Fungi; Ascomycota; Eurotiomycetes; Eurotiales; Aspergillaceae. The coding region runs from base 1 to 465 and encodes 154 amino acids.
AUGGGUAGCCAGAAGCGCAUUGCCAAGGAGCUGACCGAGCUCACUGAGUCGCCGCCAACGGGAAUUCUCGUCGAACUCGCUGACGAAGCCAACCUAUAUGAGUGGAAGGUAUAUAUGGAAGGACCCGAAGGAUCACCAUAUCAAGGCGGACGAUUCCUAGUCAAACUCUCUCUCCCAACUGGAUACCCUUUCAAGCCCCCCACCGUCUCCUUUGCAACCAAAAUCUACCACCCAAACAUCACAAACGACGAAAAGGGAAGUAUGUGCUUGGGCAUGCUGAGGGCCGAUGAAUGGAAACCCAGCUCAAAGAUAUCUGCUGUCUUACAGUUUGCUCGUCAGCUACUAUCGGAGCCUAUGCCAGAUGAUGCUAUUGAGGGGCGAAUCGCCGACCAAUACAAAACGGACCAGAAGCGGUACGAUGAAAUUGCGCGGGAGUGGACUCGCAAGUACGCUGUUGCAGAAUGA